CGGGUCCGAAGGUGUAAAUCAUAGUACAAUGUUUGGAGAAUCGUUCGAAGGCUGUGUGGUCGGAGAGAGAAGCCCGAAGCCCAAGAACUAGAGCCAAUAUUGGCUCCGAUGUGUUUGGCUGGACUAGUUGAAGACGAGUUGUACGUACAUUGGAUGUUUCAGCAGGUGGAAAACGGGACGGCAUGGACUAGCCGCGAGGGUCGUGAAAACCCUUGGAAGGGAAAAGGGCAUCCCCUCCCUCCGCCCUGCUACCGUCGCGACACUCCGCGACGCUGCUACGCCGUCGCAACGCAACCACCUCUUCGUCCUUGCUUCAGCCGGAAGGCUGAUGUUUUUCCUCGUGGACCAGUAAAAAAAAGGCCUCAAAGUGUACGGCGCCGUGGAGAAGACGUUUCACCCGUUCGAGCUGUGCAGCAGGCUUUCCCGCGUGUUCCAGCCGGGAACACUGGCCGGUAUACAAGCUACAACUCGGCGGGAGUCGCAACCACCAGCUCCUCGACGGGCGCUGGUUCCUCCUCGGUCGCCAGCGGGGUCGCGGAUCCGGCCGUAUCCUCCUGUCAUCAGAGCUUCUCGCAGAGCUGGUGCAAUUACGCUCCUUACACUACCGCGAGGCAUCACCAUCCGGUCGACACGGCCGGUCAUCAUCAUCCUCACUCGCAAGCGGGGGUCCCGUACUUGACGCCGUCCGCGGCGGACGACCGGGGAAGGGUCACUGCCGCCAUGGUUGCGGCCGAAAGCGCCUUUCCUCACGACGGAUACGGUGGCCUCAGGAAUUACGGGGCGCCUGAACCUGUCACUUCCAGUCCGUACCCGCCUCCAGGUUCCCUGGCGGGAGUCGGCGUGGGUGUCGGCGUGGCGGGUAUGGGCGUCGGUUGCGGGAGCUCGAACCCUCUGGAGUGGACCGGUCAAGUGACGGUGCGGAAGAAACGCAAGCCGUACUCGAAGUUCCAGACCCUCGAGCUGGAGAAAGAGUUCCUGUUCAACGCGUACGUGUCGAAGCAGAAGCGAUGGGAGCUGGCGCGCAACCUGAACCUGACCGAACGGCAGGUGAAAAUCUGGUUCCAGAAUCGUCGGAUGAAAAACAAGAAGAACAACCAGAGGCAAUCGCAACAGCAGAACAACAACAACAACAACAACAGCAGCGCCAACAACGCGAAUCACCACGCGGCGACCGGUAGCCAUCACCAUCCGAGUGCCGGGCAUGCGCCACCCUCGAGUCACCACGUGGUCGCGCAGGCGCACCACGCGAACGGUUCCGCGAAGCAUCAUCAGUGACCCGUGGCUUUCUCUGGGAUCGUCUUUGGCCACUCUCAUCACAACCACGGCUCCACGGACGGUUGUGCUGGCACCGGGACCGGGAACGGGACGGGGACCGGGACCGGAACAGGGACACCGAGCGGAAAUCACGCGAACCUGGUUACAGGUCACAGCCACGCUCUUCACGCGCCUCAACCGCAAACGCCUCUGCCGACCCACGUGGACGGUGGUGCGCCCUCGAACACCGUCACACUCCCCACCGCCGUCGUUCAUCCUCACGUCCACGCGCACGCUCAUCAUCAUCACCAUCAUCAUCAUCAAUUGGCGCACGUGGCUCAGCAGUAUCCGACGCUCCUUCAUCAAACGCCCCAUGGCCUGGCCGCCUGAACCGCACGACUUCAGGCUAGGACGCCCCAGAGAAUCGUCGACGAGUCGUUCGCGUCGCUCGUUGUUCGCGACUCAACUUCUUCGAGGUGAUCGUCAGGGAUUUGGCCAUCCGUGACUACGCCCGGAUAGAUAGACACACGUACCCGCGCACACCCUAUCGAACCUUGUUCAGCAGCUGUUCAAAGACUGCCUACCACUUGUAAGGAGAGAUAACGUUUCGCGAGUAGUAUAUUAUUAUUAUUAUUAUUAUAUUAUUUUAUUAUUAUUAAUGUUAUUAUUACGAUCAUCGUCAUCUUCAUCGUCAUCGCUGUUACCGAUCCAACGGAACGGACACACUGUUGUAUAGAAGAGCACCGUUGCUCCAUCGCCGGACUCUCUCUUUUCGUUUCCCCGCGUGUCAGGUGUCGAUCUUGUUCGAGUAGUGCGAAUCGCAUCGCGACGCCGAGAAAUCUGUCCAAUUCGUAAUUCGGUAGUACUUCCUCCAGUUAUACAUAUUAUAUAUAUAUAUAGAUAUACAUAGUAAAGCAAAUUAGUGUCACUUAGUGUCUGGCCCCUGGACGAACGCCAUCCCGCUCCACCCCAUCCCCAACAGGUUUCUACCCUCUCGAUCGUACGUUUGCUUUGUGUCCGACUGAAUAGGAACGUGUCGUGGCUCGAGGUGAACGGCAUUGGGCCCCGUGGCUACGUCGGAAGAUCUCGAGGAUCGUCUUUCAGGGGUAAGUGCGCAGAAAGUUAGGGCGCGAACUUUCAACGAACGAUAACUAUUACCUUAAUUUACGUCGCUACUGUCUGUGAUUCGCGGAAAGUACUAUUGUUUUUCUUGUUUUGCGGAGACGCUAAAGAUCGAUCGCGACUCGUGUUGUUCUUUCGUCGUCGGUGUAUUUGCGCGAGUCGACGCGUGUUAGUUUAAUUUCGUCGCGAGACAGAAUCCAAUAAUGGAGUCGUUCCACGGGAUCCGAUGAAUCGACGAGGAUCAAUAGAUCCAGCGUGCAAGGACUCGAUCGCCGGAGGGUCUGAGCAGGAUUACGCGCUUGGACCUUUGUAGAUAACUUCUAUGUUCGUUGUCUGGCGUUUUGUCCUCUAGAUAAGCCGGCGAUCGAUGCGGGAAAUUGAAACUGGUGCGGGACAAUCUAUGUCGCGGUCUUUACGCCAGGACACGUUCGCGACUGUGCAAAGCAACCAUACGGUCGGAGGAUUAGUCUAAUUAUGUCCAGAGUGUUGUAUUCACCGCCUACCAAGGAUCGCGAACUAGUACCUAUAAUUCUUAUGUUAUAUGUAAAGAAAUAAAAACGACUUUUAGAUGUAAAGGCAUAACUAGUGGACUAUCGAGUGCUGGCGAGAGCACUGCUCUAAGACUGAGUUUAGGAACUUCAUUGCCGGAGCUGCGAAACGUUAAAGCUCAUCGUGGUUAAUUCAAAUGGGAAAAGAAGUUCGUUUGUUAAUUGUUGAACGUAAAAUUUACUGUUUUUCUUUAGUUCGAACGACGAAACUCCAAAGAGCUGUCGUGGAUUGAAAGAUGUUUCUCUGUGAAAAAUAUUCUUGAAAUAUUAUUUUCGACGGUGUUCGUGAAAAAAAUUGUAUUAAAAUUCAAGGAUUCACGAUUCGCUCAUCGAAUCCGAUGUCUAUUCUUGCACUUGAUUGGUAAUUAAAUUCACGAUAUUAAUGUUUUCUGUUUGUUAAUCAUUGAAAGAUAUAAGUACAGGCUCACUAGUGCAACGUGCUAAAAUUAAUUUGUUGUUAGCAUUUAACUUUGACGUAUAGUAAUUUUUAAAUAAAGUGUAAAACAUAAUCCUGGUGUUCUGAAGAUUUUGAUAGAAAAUAAGUGAAAAAAAAUCGUGAAUUUAAUUGUCGAUGCUGACGUCGAAGCAAGCAAGAAAAUUCCAAAGCCACAAAGUGUAAUUGGAAGAUCGAUAGAAACGACUGGUUACUGAGCCAUGGAAUUGAAUUUUCAGGGUGAAGAAAGAAUGUCAUUUCGACGAGUCGAAUCGAAAAAACUCCUUUCGAUGAAACGAAGUCCUAAACGCGGUCUAAGAGCGCAGGAAAUCGAAGCGUUUUACCUUUUAAACGGUACGUCAGCGAGUAAGUAGGUAAUUUAAUCGGAUGUUCAAUGAAAAUAAAUAUCCCAGUGGAUCUCUAUUCUCUAAGGUGCAACAUUAUCUAAAUUGUAAGGGCCGCUGAACGAGUGUGCACAUCUACGGUAUAUUACGUACACAUAUUGCGUGUCCUCUUCUCGAAUGCACUUAUGUACGUACGAGCGUGUGAUUGAGCGUGUGUGUGCGAGUGUGUGAUACGCGCUCGCGUUUCUACACCGACGUAUGUACACGUGGUACGCGUGUAUCAAGAUAACACGAGGUUCGCGACGGACAGAGAGAAAAAAAUCGAUAAAGAGAAAGUAGAGCCAAGGAGAAUAUUGAAAUUUGUUGGUGUAGGUGCAGGAGCGCGCGUGCGAGAGCGAACGAGUGCGAGAGAGAAAGAGGAACGAAGAUGAUUCGAGCGAGAAAGAGAAAGCGGUACAGGAAACACACAGAAAACCUGCAACCUAGCUCAGACUUACGUGCAAUUGUUUGCGAGACAAAUAUUCGUUCGCAAGUAUACAAACACAGGACACGAAGAAUUAAGCUCAAGAAUAAUUGACCUUUGAACAACGAUGACCGUACAUUCGGCGAACGAAGUUUGUAAAUUUAAUUCGAAAGUUCAGCGUACAGUAGCUGCUCGUUAAUUGUCCGUUACAUAAAGUACUGCGAAUACGACGUGAUCGCUUACAUUCAAUUUGUCCUUAUUUAGAAUCGUGAACAAAUGCAAGUAUGUCUGAACAAGGUUUUCACGAGACGCGAAAUAUGAACGACAAAAAUAUUAUAAUAAUUAGAAAAUAAUUACGACAUGAACACACACGAGCACGCGCGUAUACACACGAAACACAAUUGUGAGAUUGGGUCUUGGAUGAACGAUACACAACUCCGCCACGAUUACUAUAAUACAAUUAAUUAUGUAACGACCGUUUAAGUAUGAUAACAGUAUAAGUGGAAAUAAAGUGAUUCUUGAGAAGCAAGCGAAGAAAUAUCAGAGAAAGGUGGACAAAUUUUCACGGGGGUUCAUUGGGGGUGGUUGGGGAAGGGGUUAACGUCGGUAUAUUUAUGUGAAGAUCAAGAUUGCAGUCGGCGAACCAUACUCGGAUUUCAUCGUGAGUUGUAAUUAGUUGCUAAUUGUCUUGCCGCUGACGAUUUUUAUUGCGAUUAUUAUGAUUAUUAUUAUUAUUAUUAUUAUAUCAUUAUUAUUAUUAUUAUAUUAUAUUA
Megachile rotundata (alfalfa leafcutting bee) is the source of this 4937-nucleotide messenger RNA. RefSeq lists its product as uncharacterized. Gene Ontology annotation, cellular component: nucleus. The record is from RefSeq and is a predicted model, not a curated record. Lineage: Eukaryota; Metazoa; Arthropoda; Insecta; Hymenoptera; Megachilidae. Gene Ontology annotation, biological process: regulation of transcription by RNA polymerase II. Gene Ontology annotation, molecular function: DNA-binding transcription factor activity, RNA polymerase II-specific; RNA polymerase II cis-regulatory region sequence-specific DNA binding.